UGAAUUGGAUCACAGAAGUUGGGUGGAGCUAAUGAGCACUAUAUAAUUAAAAGCAUCAGAGUAUUAAGAUCCCUCUCAGCCCAACAUCUGAAACAGGAAGACAUCCCAAAGACUCCAGUGAAAUAUGUCAAGGGAGAGAAAAAAAACCCCAUCUCCCAUGGUGAAUAACAAAGCACAGAAAGCAGAACACACCUUGUGCAGUCAAUAUGAGGAGAAAAUCCGUCCCUGUAUUGAUCUCAUUGACUCCCUGAGAGCGCUCGGAGUAGAAAAGGACCUGGCUUUGCCAGCAAUUGCAGUGAUUGGAGACCAGAGUUCUGGAAAAAGCUCUGUUCUAGAAGCCCUGUCCGGAGUCGCUCUUCCUAGAGGCAGUGGUAUUGUUACCAGAUGUCCUUUAGAGCUCAAACUGAAGAAAGUGCAUUACACGCAGGAAUGGAAAGGAAAAAUUACUUACUUGGAGAUAAACCAAGAAUUGAAUGGUCCCUCUGAAGUGGAAAAAGAAAUAAGGAAAGCCCAGGAUGCAAUGGCUGGUGAAGGAGUGGGCAUUAGCCAAGAAUUAAUUUCCCUAGAAAUUAGCUCCCCAAAUGUUCCAGAUCUGACACUGAUUGAUCUGCCAGGGAUUGCUAGGGUGGCUGUGGGGAAUCAGCCAAAAGACAUUGGAAAUCAGAUCAUAAAUCUAAUUAAAAAGUAUAUUUGUAAGCAACAAACUAUAAAUCUGGUAGUGGUACCAAGUAAUGUGGAUAUUGCAACUACAGAGGCCCUAAGAAUGGCUAAAGAGGUGGACCCUAAGGGGGAGAGAACUCUAGGGAUUCUCACAAAACCCGAUUUGGUCGACAAGGGAACCGAGAGCAAUGUAGUUGACAUUGUCCGAAAUCUCAGCAUCCCCCUAAGGAAGGGCUACUUGAUUGUUAAAUGUCGUGGGCAGCAAGACAUCCAUGACAACUUGACACUGGCCUCUGCAAUUCAGAAAGAGAGAGAAUUCUUUGAGGAGCAUGAAUAUUUUAGGUGUUCCACCCAGGACUGGUUAAACCAGGCCAGGACUAAAUCACUACCAACUUUAGAAAAUCAGAUAAAGGACAAACUCCGGGUGGCAAACAACAAGCUACAAAAAUAUGGCAAAGGUGUGCCAGAAUCAGUAGAAGAGCAGAUGCUCUUCCUAGUAGAUAAACUCAAACUCUUUAACCAGGACAUCAUGAAUUCAGUGCAAGGAGAAGAAAUUGUAACUGAUAAAACAAAACAAAGACUAUUCACAAAAGUUCGCAAGUUCUUUAAUGAAUGGGAAUCCCAUAUUAAUAACAGUACACUGAAAGUAAAAGAAAUUAUGAAAGAAGAAGUGUGGGGCUUUGAAAAUCACUAUCGUGGAAGAGAGCUCCCAGGUUUUGUCAAUUACAAGACAUUUGAGGCCAUUGUGAAACAACAAAUUGUGCUGCUGAAAUCACCAGCUAUCAUGAUACUGAAGACAGUGACUGAGCUUGUAUGAGAAACUUUUACUGAAAUUGCCAUGCAACACUUUGAGAACUUUUUCUAUCUUUUCAGAGAAGCUAAGACUAGAAUUGAAGACAUAAAACAAAAACAAGAGGAGGAAGCUGAAACUGUAAUUGCCAAUCAGUUCAAAAUGGAACGCAUCGUUUACUGUCAGGACAGUCUUUACCAUGAGGAUUUACAGGAAAUUAGAAAAACUACUGAAGUCCUCCCUUUUGGUGUUGCUGUUACUCGUGUUAAGUCUAUUGCAUCUCAAAAACAGUAUUCCAUUGAUGAAAUGGCUUAUCACUUGAAUGCAUAUUUCAAGGGUGCAGGCAAUCGUCUCUCCACUCAAAUUCCUUUGAUUAUUCAGUCCUACGUCCUCCAGGACUACACUGAAAAGUUACAGAAUGCAAUGUUGCAACUUUUGCAAGAUAAAGAUAAGUUCAGCAUUCUUCUUCUUGAGAAGAAAGAUGCUGCCACUGAAAGGAAAAAUGUGAAAGAAAGAAUUAAACGUCUGACACAAGCUCGACAACGCUUAGCAAAGUUCCCAGGUUCAUCUCAGUUAAUGAACAAGUCCCAGAGCUGCUGGGCAUCUUCAUCUGGGAAGCAAAGAAGCAGGCAAAUAAUGUAUAAACCAUCACUGCGUAAGAUGCCGGCACAGUCAGGAACUUACUUGAUGGCCAAAGAAUCACAAGUAUUCCUUGGAGGAAGACACCCUCCACAGUCAAAUGCAGCUUUUGCAGCAUCGCUGUCAACACAGUCUCAAGCAGUUUUUGCGGGAUCAUUCCCAACUCAGUCGGAAGAAGAUUUUGCAGUACCCCUCCCGCCAGAGUCAGAAGACAAUUUUGUAACAUUGCCCGCACCAGCACAGACUAACACAGUUUUUACCGGAUUGCUCUCAACGCAGUCAAAUGCAGCGUUUACAGGAUCACACCCAGCCCAGUCAAAAGAACCUUUCCCAGGAUAUUUCCCAGCCCAGACUAAAGCAGUUUUUCCAGGAUCACUCCCAACGCAGUCAAAAGAAGCUUUAACAAGACUGCAACCAACAGAGUCAAAAGGAGCUACUGCAGUGCCACACCCUUCCAUGCAGAAUGCACCUCCAGAGUGGAAUGAGAUGAUUCAGAGACACAUAGCAGCAGCCCAGUGGGCGGAGUCUGGGAAAUAUCAACAAGAAAAGAUGAAACAGCAAGAGAGAAUAUAUCAUUUCCAAGAGCAACAGAAUAAGAACACAGUACACACCUUGUACAACCAAUAUGAGGAGAAAAUCCGUCCCUGUAUUGAUCUCAUUGACUCCCUGAGAGCGCUCGGAGUAGAAAAGGACCUGGCUUUGCCAGCAAUUGCAGUGAUUGGAGACCAGAGUUCUGGAAAAAGCUCAGUUCUAGAAGCCCUGUCCGGAGUCGCUCUUCCUAGAGGCAGUGGUAUUACCACCAGAUGUCCCUUAGUGCUCAGACUGAAAAAACUGGCUCCUCAGCAGGAAUGGAAAGGGAAAAUUAGUUACCGGAAUAUAGAUGAAGAACUCCACCAUCCCUCAGCGGUGGAUAAUGAAAUAAGAAAAGCCCAGAAUGCAAUAGCUGGUGAAGGAGUGGGCAUUAGCCAGGAAUUAAUUUCCCUCGAAAUUAGCUCUCCAAAUGUUCCAGAUCUGACAUUGAUUGAUCUUCCAGGGAUUGCUAGGGUGGCUGUAGGGAAUCAGCCACAAGACAUUGGAGAACAGAAAAUCAAACUGUUUAAUCAAGACAUCGUGAGUUCAGCGGUGGGAGAAGAAAAGUUGUUUGAAAAUGAAAUUAGACUGUUUACAAAAAUCCGCACAGAGUUUCAAAAAUGGGGGAAGAUACUUGAUGACAGUGCAUUGACUGAUAGAAAAACUAUACAACAUGAAGUGUGUAGAUUUGAAGAACAGUAUCGUGGAAGAGAACUCCCAGGGUUUACCAGUUACAAGACAUUUGAGGCCAUUGUAAGACAGAGAGUCAUGGCACUAGAAAAACCAGCUAUUGAGAUGCUGAAGAAAGUAAUUGAAAUUGUCCGAAAAUCUUUCACAGACGUUGCCAAAGAUCAUUUUGAGGAUUUUCAAAAUCUUAACAGAGCUGCUAAGGACAGAAUUGAAGACAUUAGCAAGAAACAAUCAGAGGAAGCUCAAACAAUUAUCAGAAUCCAUUUUAAAAUGGAGCAGCUUGUAUACUGCCAGGACAAUGUUUACAGACAAGACUUAAAAGUUAUCAGGGAAGAAACACCAAAGGAAGCAGCCAACAGUCUGAACCCGGCCUCCUUGAGUUUCAAUUUUGGAACUGUCCAGAACCACCCUGCCGUUAAGGAUAUGACUUAUCACCUGGAGGCAUACUUCAAUAGUGCAGGUAAACGUCUCUCCAACCAAAUUCCUCUGAUCAUCCAAUUCUACAUCCUUCAGGACUUUGGAGAUAAAUUACAGAAUUCAAUGCUGCAACUUUUACAAGAAAAAGAAAAAUUGAGCUUCUUUCUUCAGGAACGGAACGAUGCUGCCGAACAGAGACAUUUUCUGAGUGGACGAAUUCAUCGUCUGACACAAGCUCGCCUUCGCCUAAUGAAAUCUUCUUCAAAAGAAGCUUUAACAAGACUGCAACCAACAGAGUCAAAAGGAGCUACUGCAGUGCCACACCCUUGCAUGCAGAGUGCACCUCCAGAGUGGAAUGAGAUGAUUCAGAGACAGAUAGCAGCAGCCCAGUGUGCGGAGUCUGAGAAAUAUCAAGAAGAGAUGAAACAGCAAGGGGGAAUCCCUGAUCUCGAAGAGCAACAGAAUGAGAACACAGAACACACCUUGUACAACUAUUAUGAGGAGAAAAUCCGUCCCUGUAUUGAUCUCAUUGACUCCCUGAGAGCGCUCGGAGUUGAAAAGGACCUGGCUUUGCCAGCAAUUGCAGUGAUUGGAGACCAGAGUUCUGGAAAAAGCUCGGUUCUAGAAGCCCUUUCUGGAGUCUCUCUUCCUAGAGGCAGUGGUAUUGUUACCAGAUGUCCCUUAGCACUCAAACUGAAAAAACUGGCUCCUCAGCAGGAAUGGAAAGGGAAAAUUAGUUACCGGGAUAUAGAUGAAGAACUCCAUGAUCCCUCAGUGGUGGAUAAUGAAAUAAGAAAAGCCCAGGAUGCAAUGGCUGGUGAAGGAGUGGGCAUUAGCCAGGAAUUAAUUUCCCUAGAAAUUAACUCCCCGAAUGUUCCAGAUCUGACGCUGAUUGAUCUUCCAGGGAUUGCUAGGGUGGCUGUGGGGAAUCAGCCACAAGACAUUGGAGAACAGAGAGUCCUUCCUGUGUCCUCUCUUUGUUUUAUAACCAUCUUCUGUUUUCAGAGUGCAGGUAAACGUCUCUCCAGCCAAAUUCCUCUGAUCAUCCAAUUCUACAUCCUUCAGGACUUUGGAGAUAAAUUACAGAAUUCAAUGCUGCAACUUUUACAAGAAAGAGAAAAAUUGAGCUUCUUUCUUCAGGAACAGAAAGAUGCUGCCGAUCAGAGACAUUUUCUGAGUGGACGAAUUCAUCGUCUUACACAAGCUCGCCUUCGCUUAGUAAAAUCUGUGCUGUAGCCUCUCUGCUUUAAAUGGUCUGUUUCAAAUGUCAGUUCUUGGUACUGAGAAGAUCUAUAAUCAGAGCUUUGUAUAACCCUUUAGAAAUUGUGCAUCUGUCUACAUUGGCCUUAAAAACUGAAUGAACUAAGAGUUUAGCUAAAUCACGUAAUUGCUUUAACCGCAUCAGUUAUGUGUGUCUCACAUGUUCACCUGUGAACCAUUUUAUUUUGUUUUAGUUUCCUAUGCUUCCUUGUAAUUAUGUUGCAACUGGGAAACAUUCUGAAUGUGUUCAUUUUAACAAGUGAGGACAUGAGCUCUCUGGUACAGACCAUACAACCUUCAGUAAGCAAAUGAAUUAAACCAUAUUGCAUGAGAGACUGAAUCAAAAGUGUAAGUAUAUUUUAAAUGUGUGCUUUCCUUCUUACAUUUUUUGUUGUGUUCUUCCACAUGCUUUAUUUCAGCCCUGGAAAUGAGUUAGUCUAUUUUAACAUUUUGAAAUUAUGGUACAUAUUUAAAAAAAAAAAAAAAAAAAAAAAAAAAAGGUAAAUGUCACUUUGCAAGUGUAGUGUAGGAUAUAAAGUUGUUAGAUGCUGGACUGAGAUCCUCUGUAUGUCACCUGAUGUCCUGGCCCAAUCACUGGCAAAGAACCUAAUCAUAAUGUGGCUCAACAAAUCAUGAGUUGAGACCAAGUUGUUUCUGUGAGUGUGUACUGUAAUUAUGCUUCUAUGAAACUCUAUUAAAACUUUUUAUACUGUUCUGGUAAAGCAACUGAGGUUGAUCCCAUCAGAGGGUUCAAUGGCCUACCCAAAGGAGUGGUAGAGAAGCAUAUGUAGCUCAUGUUGACCUGUUUGUUAGACACGAUGGAAGAGCUGAGGGGCAAAUGGGCAUAGAUUGAGCUUUCUUUAGUAUAUACCACAGCUGUGUGGUGUGGAAGCUUUCUUGGCCCUACUCAACUCCAGAAACUGAAGUCUCUAUUUAUAAAAAGAGGUACAUUACUCUGCUGCUAUUCCAUCAACAGUAAUGUGAGCUUAUGGUCUUAAAAGAAAAAAAGCCCUGAAAGAAACACUUUUGGACACAAGUUUUCUUUGAUUAAACUUCGUUAUCCUUCAUAUGCAUUCAGUAGUGAACUUGGUGAAUACUUUUCUUUCAAGUAUCAUCAGAACACAGCACAUGCCUGUUACAACUAAAGAUAAGUCCAGUACUGACUCAAAUCCAACCUUUUAUCCGUCAAAAUAGCAAAAUAGAUACUUCCCCUCAGCCCUUACUGCCUUUAAGAUGAGCUUCCUUGCCACUUGUAAGUCCACUAAGUAUCACUAAAAUUGUCCUUCCCACUGAAGUUAUUUAGCAGUGGGGGGUAGUCAGCACUUCUGAAAGUCAAGCCAAGUAACCUGUUUAAAGAACUACCAGGAAGCUUGCUGAAAGGUUGGAGAAAAA
Molecule: messenger RNA, 6418 nt
Organism: Trachemys scripta elegans
Lineage: Eukaryota; Metazoa; Chordata; Testudines; Emydidae
Exons: 29
Biological process (GO): defense response to virus
Cellular component (GO): microtubule; nucleus; membrane
Molecular function (GO): GTP binding; GTPase activity; microtubule binding
Source: RefSeq, a predicted model, not a curated record